Molecule: messenger RNA, 3009 nt
Organism: Drosophila sulfurigaster albostrigata
Lineage: Eukaryota; Metazoa; Arthropoda; Insecta; Diptera; Drosophilidae
Product: epidermal growth factor receptor kinase substrate 8-like protein 1
Exons: 6
Coding region: 383-2770 (795 amino acids)
Biological process (GO): Rho protein signal transduction; regulation of Rho protein signal transduction
Cellular component (GO): plasma membrane
Molecular function (GO): actin binding
Source: RefSeq, a predicted model, not a curated record
GUCUGGCCUGGCGUAUUAAACGUUGCCACAGCGGACAACAUUCGCUCGCGUUUGCUUUAAAACAAUUACGGCGUUACGUUUCGGUUUUUUAUUUAUUUAUUUUUCUUAUAUUGUUUGCAACAAGAACAAAAGGUGCAUACAUAUAAUUAAAGGAACCAAAAAUUACAUGCAUACAUUGUAUGUAUGUAUGUACAUAUAUGUGCUUACAUUCUAGACAGUUGGACUUUGAUUAAUAAAAUUGUUGUAAAAUUGAGAAGCCCGAACAAAAGUAGAAGCCUAAAAAGAAGGAAGGUGAACGAGAAGAAUUCGAAAGCAUAACAAGCAAACGACAGGUGCAGAACCUCGACUAGGACCAGGAAGUAGUCACAAUUAGUAAGCCAACAUGGUCAAUCAUCACUCCAAUGGUGGCGGCAGCGCCGGAAAUAGCAGCGGAGGUGCCCACGGCGGAGGAGGAGGAGGCGACUAUUCCGGCGACGAUCGCAGUGGGGGCGAGGAGCGGGAGCGCCUGGAUGGCAUGGAUCUACAUGACAAGCCGACAUACCUGCUAGAGCAUCUGGCUACUUUCACAGUGAACAAGGAAUCGGGCAUUGUGUAUCCAGCUGAUGGAAUGCGGCGGCUGCUGCAGCUGGAGAAGACAACAGGCAUUUGGUCACAAAAGAUGCAGUUGUGCUUGGACUAUCAGUGGGUGCUCAUCAUGGACUAUGAGACGGGGAAUAUCAUUGAGCGCUUUCCGGCGUCACUUGUCCAGGAACCGACGGCUUUCACCUCCAACGACGCCAUGGAGCUCUACAACAACAUACUGGUCUUCAUAGUCUCGGGCGGCGGUGGCUCCCGAUCGGAAAUGCACAUAUUCCAGUCACAAAGCGUGUCUGCCGUUCACCUUGUGGAGGAUCUAAAGCAGCUGCGUAGCGGCAAGAUGAUCACACAGCAGCGCGGUGCCACGCCCACGCAACAUGCUGGCGCCUCCAGCUCUAGUAUGGCCAUGAUGAUGAGCAAGACUUCGUCAUCAUCAUCCCACAGUCGUGCUGAGCUUCAUCAUCGCGAGCAGCGAGAUCGAGAGCGUGGCAGGGAUCGUGAAAGAGAAAGAGAACGUGAGAGGGAUCGCGAGAGAGACCUUCAACAUCAACACCAACAACAUCACAUGCACCAACGGAGCAGCGUUGAUCAGUAUGGCAUGCGAGCUGGAUCCGGUGCUGGCGAUGCCCGAGGUGGAGGCGUAACUGAGGUCGACUUAGGUCACAAUGGCGAAACGGAUUCGGAGCAUGGCGGCGGCAAUGAUCGCGACGAAACGAGCUCCACAAGCAGUGAGAAGUACGAGCGUGACGUGGCGGUCCUCAACCAUUGCUUUGACGACAUUGAAAAGUUUAUCGCACGCCUGCAACAUGCGGCUGCUGCAUCACGGGAAUUGGAGCGACGUCGUCGCAAUCGCAAGUCGAAGAAACGUGAUCCUGGCGAGGGUCUGCUUACGUUGAGGACACGCCCGCCUCAUGAAAAGGAGUUCGUGGACAUCUUUGCCAAAUUUAAGUUAUCUUUCAAUUUGCUGGCCAAGUUGAAGGCACACAUCCACGAUCCGAAUGCGCCGGAGCUGGUGCACUUUCUGUUUACUCCAUUGGCUCUGAUCGUGGAGGCGUCCAGUGAUACCUACUAUGAGUCACAGUUGCCUUCGCGUGUAAUCAAUCCGCUGCUGACACGGGAGGCCAUCAAUUUGCUCAUCAACUGCGUGACUAGCAAGGAGACGGAACUGUGGCGAUCGCUGGGCGAUGCCUGGGUAAUUCCAAGGGAUCAGUGGAAAGAGGAUGUCGGCUCAUAUCAUCCAGUUUUUCUUGAUGGUUGGUCACCCGAUUACUUAGUCAUCGAUGAACUGGAAACCCCAUCUCCAACUCAAGUGAGCAAGCGACGCCUUGAAGUGCAAGCUGGUCCUGGCCACGGAGGAUCAUCCGGAUUGGGCCUCAAUGGGCGAGGCGCUGCUGCGAGUGCAUACGAUGAUUAUGACACUAAUGGCAUCGGCAUCUCCCUCAGCGAAAAGUACACUAUUCAUCAUGGCAACGAUCGGGAACGAGAUCGAACUGGGGCCAUCAGCGCCUCGGACUUUAACGCUCGCAGCGAGCUCUCUUUCGAUUCGAUUGAACGCGGUAGCGGAGCUGGAGUGAAUUCGUCUAGCGCGGCUACCCAUGGACAUGGACAUGGACCAGGAGCGGGUCCCACCCUUAGCGCAAUAACAGCGGGACUGCAAAACCUGCAUACGCGAGACUCGCGCAAUGCGAGCGGAGGAGGCGGUGGCGGAGGUAACUAUGGAGCAGUGGCUGGUGGCGCCUCAGAGAUAUCAGUGGCAACAGCGCGUGGCGUCGGCAGUCCCAAUGCUAGCGAGGAUCAGCUGUUGGAGGCGUGGCUUGAGGAUCUGCAGUCAGCGGGUGCCAAAGUUGUGCUGGUCACCUACCCGCGCACCGCCAACAACGACAAGGAGUUGAGCGUUAUGCGUGGCGAAUACUUGGAGAUUCUCGAUGACACACGCAAGUGGUGGAAGGCGCGUAACAUGCGAGGUCAGGUGGCUCAUGUGCCCCACACAAUUGUCACACCCUUCAAUUAUGGCGACGGCGAGGGCAACGCCUCUCAGUUCUAUGGCCAGCAGCAGAUGGGAGCAGCUGGCAAGUCCCGUCAUCUUGCAGGCGGCAAUAUGGAUAACGCAAAUAUGGAUCAACGCUCUCCGGAUGCCACGGAUAUGAUGCGCAGCAAGCACUUGGGCAAGAAAGGCGAGUUUCGUUACUUUUAGAGAGACAAACGAAGACAACGACUUAGAGAAAGCAUACCUAAAUAUGCCUAUGAGAUAGGAUUGGAGAGCGACGAAAUGUUUCUAUUCAUCGUAUCACUGUUUCUAUUUGUAUAUGAAACUCAAAACUAACCGUAAGACUAACGUAUAAGUUAUAUUUCGUUGAGUGGACCCGGCCGGCAAAACUGCAAUUAAUUGUUUGAAUAAAGCCUUGUCCUUGCAAUAACUAAAGGAACCCCAAA